AAAAAAAAAAAAAACUCAACUAUGGAGCAUGGAGGAAGCUCAGAUGUAGGGCACCAGAAUACUAGACAGUCUAGACCCACCGCCACCAAUCGAUCCACCUCUCUCGACUCUCAUCUCUAAACACUGCUCAUUUUGUCAUUUUGCUCCAAAAAUGGUGUCCCUCCUCCUCCCCUAAAACCCUCUCUCCUCUGUUUCUCAAUAUAGAUCAGCAAUGCUCUCUCUCCACCACCACGGCUUCCUUCACUUCACCCCAUCAUUCUCAAAACCCUUCUACCCCAAAACUCUCAAACCCCCAACAAAACCCGCCCAUAAAACACACGCCCUCCUCCAAUACAAUCGAAAGCCCCAACUGGCCGGCGACACCCCCCGCGUCGUCGUCAUAACAUCCGGCAAAGGUGGCGUCGGCAAGACCACCACCACUGCCAAUAUCGGCCUCUCCCUCGCCCGUUUCGGCUUCUCCGUCGUCGCCAUCGAUGCCGACGUCGGCCUUCGCAACCUCGACCUCCUCCUCGGCCUCGAGAACCGCGUCAACUACACCGUGAUGGAGGUUCUAAACGGCGAUUGCCGCCUCGACCAGGCCCUCGUCCGCGACAAGCGCUGGUCCAACUUCGAACUCCUCUGCAUUUCCAAGCCUCGCUCCAAGCUCCCCAUUGGUUUCGGCGGAAAGGCCCUGGUUUGGCUCGUCGACGCCUUGAAAGCUCGCCAAGAGGGUUCCCCGGAUUUCAUUAUCAUCGACUGUCCCGCAGGAAUCGAUGCCGGGUUCAUCACCGCCAUCACUCCGGCCAAUGAGGCGGUCCUCGUGACCACGCCGGACAUCACGAGCUUGCGAGACGCCGAUAGGGUCACUGGGUUGUUGGAAUGUGACGGAAUUAGGGACAUCAAGAUGAUGGUGAACCGGGUUCGGACGGAUAUGAUCAAAGGCGAGGAUAUGAUGUCGGUACUGGAUGUGCAGGAGAUGUUGGGUUUGGCGUUGUUGGGUGUGAUUCCGGAGGACUCGGAGGUGAUAAGGAGCACCAACAGAGGGUACCCGCUUGUGUUGAAUAAGCCACCCACAUUGGCCGGAUUGGCUUUCGAGCAGGCGGCUUGGAGGCUUGUUGAGCAGGAUAGCAUGAAGGCUGUGAUGGUGGAGGAGGAGCCUAAAAAGCGUGGCUUUUUCUCCUUUUUUGGAGGCUAAGAAAUUGAAAGGACGCUAAGGUAUAUGGGGUUUAAGGUUAUGCUAGUUCGAGUGUUUUGCUUGUGGUGGCCUUCAGCAGCAGCCUGCAGCCGAGAUUGUUCCGGGAGGAUGGGAAUGAACGUGAGAAUUAGCUGUGUACAGUGAAGUUUGUCUUUCUCUUUCUUCAUUUUGCUGAUUUUGUGUUUCUUUGUUUGAUUUGCUAGAUUUCUAGUAGUAUUAGUUUUUAGGAGCGGUGUCUGUAACUUUUAGUUAAGAUCUGCUCAACUGCAUUCGGUUGCUUCUUUUUUUUUUUUAAUGACAACAUAUGUUGGUUCUUUUAAGGAUGAAUUUUCUGUAUUUACUCAAUUAUAACAGAAGUUGCUAUUUCUCUUGUGAACGCUGUGAAA
Alnus glutinosa is the source of this 1560-nucleotide messenger RNA. Its product is annotated as septum site-determining protein minD homolog, chloroplastic. Gene Ontology annotation, cellular component: cytoplasmic side of plasma membrane; cytosol. The record is from RefSeq and is a predicted model, not a curated record. Bases 212 to 1174 code for a protein of 320 amino acids. The transcript has a single exon. NCBI's taxonomy places the organism in Eukaryota, Viridiplantae, Streptophyta, Magnoliopsida, Fagales, Betulaceae. Gene Ontology annotation, biological process: negative regulation of cell division. Gene Ontology annotation, molecular function: ATP hydrolysis activity; ATP binding.